Messenger RNA from Limanda limanda (common dab), 4182 nucleotides. RefSeq names its product zinc finger, RAN-binding domain containing 3 (gene zranb3). NCBI's taxonomy places the organism in Eukaryota, Metazoa, Chordata, Actinopteri, Pleuronectiformes, Pleuronectidae. Gene Ontology annotation, cellular component: nuclear replication fork. The transcript is spliced from 22 exons. Gene Ontology annotation, molecular function: zinc ion binding; ATP binding; endonuclease activity. Gene Ontology annotation, biological process: replication fork processing; DNA repair. The coding region runs from base 128 to 3619 and encodes 1163 amino acids. The record is from RefSeq and is a predicted model, not a curated record.
GAGUUGCAGACACCGAUUUGCCGCGACUGCCCGGUGAUACAAACCGAGUGUACCUCGAGUUUGCCGCGAAACUUUUCAGUGCGGUGUUUACACUCUGCAGGCUAACCGGGCUUAAAAUCUGAGCCCAAUGAAUGAGCAAGAAGCUGAUGAGGACUUACUAAUGGAAAUGGAUGGUCAUGGCCCGAAGACCUCUCACUGUGACACAAGAUGGUCACAGCAACUGUCAGGCCUUCCUCACAAGCUCCUGCAGCGCCUCAUGUCAUUCCAAAGAGAGGGCGUGGAGUUUGCCUUGUCGAGGAAUGGACGAUGUAUGAUUGCUGAUGAGAUGGGUCUUGGGAAGACGGUGCAGGCCAUCGCGGUGGCAUGCGCCUUCCGGCAGGAGUGGCCUCUCCUCGUGGUGGUGCCCUCUUCCAUGAAAUACCCCUGGAUCGAGGAGCUGGAGCGGUGGAUCCCCGAGCUGCAGCCUGGAGACAUUAACCUGGUGGAGAACAAGAGCCACACCAUGGGUUUCAGCAGCAGCAAGGUGACAGUGUUGGGUUAUGGGCUGCUCACCACAGACUCGCGCCCCCUGGUGGAGGCUCUGACCAGGCAGCAGUUUGCCGUGGUCGUGGUGGACGAGUCGCAUUACCUCAAGUCUCGGAAUGCGGCGCGCACGAAGAUUCUGGUUCCGUUCAUCCAGAGAGCCAAGCGGGCCAUCCUGCUCACCGGGACCCCGGCCCUGGGUCGACCCGAGGAGCUGUUCAUGCAGAUCGAGGCCCUCUAUCCGAAGAGCUUUGGGACCUGGACCGACUUCGCCAAGAAAUUCUGCAACGCCCGUUACAGGUACUUUGGGUCUCGCAGACAGUGGGACUGUCGCGGUGCGUCCAACCUGGAGGAGCUGCACCAGCGGCUGAGUCAGAUCAUGAUCCGUCGUCUCAAGGCGGAGGUGCUCACUCAGCUGCCCCCCAAAAUCCGACAGCGUAUCCCCUUCGACCUGCCCAAGGAGGCUGCAAAGGAGGCCUCAGCCAGCUUCGCCAAGUGGGAGAGACUGAUGAAGGGACUGGGGUCGGGGGUCUCCGCCACGGACAACCCCUUCACCGAGGUCAUGGGGCUGGUCACACAGAUGUACAAACAAACAGCCAUAGCCAAGGCGGGAGCUGUGAAGGACUACAUCAAGAUGAUGCUGGAGGCCGAGCAGCUGAAGUUCCUGGUGUUCGCCCACCACCUCACCAUGCUGCAGGCCUGCACCGAGGCCGUCAUCGAGGCCAAGGCCGGUUACAUCCGUAUCGACGGCAGUGUCCCGUCCUCGGAACGAAUCCAGCUCGUGCACAAGUUUCAGAGCGACCCUCAGACCCGGGUGGCCGUCCUCAGCAUCCAGGCUGCCGGCCAGGGUUUGACUCUCACCGCAGCCAGCCACGUGGUGUUCGCCGAGCUCUACUGGAACCCCGGUCACAUCAAGCAGGCGGAAGACCGAGCCCACCGCAUCGGGCAGACGGCCUCGGUCAACGUGCACUACCUCAUCGCCAAGGGCACCUUCGACACGGUCAUGUGGUCCAUGCUCAACAGGAAGGAAACGGUGACGGGCAGCACGCUGAACGGGAGGAAGGAGUACCUGAAGGCCGACGAGGGGGACAAGGACAAGUGGGAGUUCCUCAACUUCGCCGACGCGUGGACGCCGAGCGAGAUGGUCCUGCCGCCGCUGGAGGGAAACUCCGGGGACGGGAAAGACGAUCUGUUCUUCUCUCAUUUUGAGAAAGACAAGCAGCAUGACAUACGUUCCUUCUUCUCCCCGGGCACGGAGAGGAAGAGGAAGAGAACAGGAGAUGAAGAAACAUCUCCAUCCAUCUCUUCAGAGACGACUAAGGCACCGGCCGGCAGCAGCAGGAGCUCGGAGAGGAGGAGAGGAAAGUCCCAAGCUGCCACCACACCAGACCAGGACUUCUCCCCACAGCAGAAGAGGCUGCGCACCCAGCAUCCCAGCCCGAGCCCCCGGUCUCGAUUUGAGGGGAAGAGGAGGUCGGCGGCUGGGGGGAUCGGCGCCGGAAGCCCCCUCUCCCCGAGUUCCUUCAUGACCCCGCGGAUGCUCUCGGCGCCCGGACCCUCGACCGGGCCGUGGGCCUGUGGGUCCUGCACCUACUCCAACAGCAGCCUGCUGCCCUACUGCGAGAUGUGCGAGUUCCCGCGCUCUUCUCCCGCCAAACCAGAGCCACCCAGGCCUCGGCGCCCCCCCCCGGCCGAGAGGGACCAGACGUGCGUCGUCCUCUCCAGCUCCGACAGCGAGCCGGAGUUCAGCCCGGGAAAAGCCCGGCGUCCGAAACCCUGCAAAGACAAACAGAGCGAGGAGGGGGAGGAGGAGGAGGAGAAAGGGAAGGAUGAACUGCUGAAAGACAAACAGAGGCUAGGAGAAGCAGAGGAGGAGGACAAGCGGCGGCUCAAAGGCAAACAAUCAGCGGGAGAGCGAGGCGACAACGUGGCUGGCGGCGGCAGCUGCCCCCCCCCUGACCACACACCGGAGCGGAGAGUCGCCGCGGGUUCGUCUUCUGCUGCUGAUGCUAAUGACGACGAUGAGGACAAUGAUGGCGAUGACGGCAGCACUACCCGUCCCGUCUACCCGGGCCUGCAGUUCUGCGCCAGCCAGUACACAGAUCGAAUUUAUCUGUACUCCAAGGACGGUACCGCGUUGAACUUGAGCUUCAUCCCUCUGGACAUCAAACUAACCAGCUGGGACGACCUGCCCGAGGCCUUCACACGGCGCCGGGAAAAUCGAAUACAGGUGCUGAGGUUGGUUCAGGAGUGGGGCAGCCUGGCAGCCAUGAAGAAGAAACUGCUUCGUCGCAGCGGCCUCCUCUUCCACAGCCCAACGCUCGGCCUGCAGCAGCUGGCCGCCGCCCAGCGCCCUCACUCCAGCACCAAGAGGUACCUCAGCAAAGAUGAAGUAGCCGAGGCCUCCCUGAGCAAAGUCCAGCAGGAGGGAGGCAGCGUCCGACUGGUCGUGAAGGAAAACUUCUUCACGAAGAGGAGCUCUGCCUCUUCACUCACGCCACCUGCCUCAGAGAGGAAGGACAAGGAGUCCGGUGAGGCUGCGGAGGAGCAGGCAUCAUUACAGUCUGCGUAUCUGCAGGCCGUGGACACUGAAGGCGUCCCCCUGUGUCUGUCCUGCCAGCAGGCCUGCUCUACCUCCGGUGGGGCCUGGGACACUCGAUUCUGUAGCCACAGAUGCCAGGAGGAGUUCCAGUUGCGCUCCAGCCAAACAUACAUGCGCUCGCGGGUGCUGGAGGCGGAGCAGGGCGUCUGUCAGCUGUGCGGCCUCCACGCCCACGACCUGUUCCUGAAGGUCCGGGACGCUCCGCCCCCCCAGCGCAAGGACAUGCUGGAGAACACUUGGCUCGCCCAGCUGUCACUCAAACAGCUGAAUGAGAUGAUCCGCGCUCCGGUCGAAGGGGAUUUCUGGCAGGUCGACCACAUCCGGCCGGUCUACAGCGGAGGAGGACAGUGCUCGCUGGACAACCUGCAGACGCUGUGCACCGUCUGCCACAGAUCUAGGACGGCUCAGCAAGCCAAAGAGCGCAGCAGGAUGAGGAAGAGCGCGGCAGCCUCCAAGGUUGCAUCAGACAUCAGUAGGUUCUUCGUCAGGAAAUGAAAUGACACGAGGGUUUAGAGAGGGUUGUGCGUGCGUUAAACUCCCGCCGACAUGAUUUCUGACGGUUUGGAUGAAGAUGCAUCGUGGUUCUUCAAAGACAAAACUCAGCAGAGGAUCAGAAAUGCCAGGAAGAGGGCAGAUGUUCUCUAAAUCCCCUUCUCUGCCUGCGCCUUCGCUUUCCGAUGAUAUCACAGCCGUCCCGUUGGACUCAGCAGCAAUGAAGAAUUCAAAAAAGAAAAACGGUGACAACAACUUCAUGCAAAUUCAGCCGACUCCAGCUCUUGUCCCCGAACCGUCAAGCGCGGUAGUUUUGAUUAAUGGCGGCCCCUUUUGCUGGAGGCUGAAAUGGAGCAGGUUGUUUAGAAAGCUGCAGCUAUUUUAAGAUUCAGCAAACUUGGUGAAAGGAAGCGGGUGAGAGAUGAAUUGGGGGGGUUGGUGAUUAAAGCUCUUUCGGCACAAAACACGGCCGAGCGUCCUCAUUGGCAACAAGUGGCGCCUUGCAAAUCUCUCUGGAAGACAAGGUGGACGCUACCCCGAGUGAAAUAAAAACCUAUUCUCAUCUU